Molecule: messenger RNA, 1829 nt
Organism: Vitrella brassicaformis
Lineage: Eukaryota; Vitrellaceae
Source: the annotation of a GenBank genome assembly
GGACAAAAUGAGCUUGAUUCAAGUUACUCCAUGAUGGGUCAGGCACUCACAAACAGCGAACGGCCGUCUGUCUGGGGGGGACACCGUACACACAUGUCGGCCACUGAGAAGCCUCUGUCGACAUUCCGCAUUCGUCACGGCCUCUUCUUGCGCAUCUUCUCCAGCCUCUCCUCCUCCUGCACACAUCACACAGGCCACAGGAUCGUACACGAGGCACGCAGGCGCAUGCCACCCAUUCGCAGACCACCCACCAUGAUCUUCUUGAGCUCCUCUGCGUCUUCCUUCUGGGCGAUCUUGGCACUGCACACAACACACACACACACACACACACGAGGAUGUCUGGAUGUUUGUGUGGACGUCUGGAGUGUGAUGUGAUCUGGUGCGGUGUUAGUUAAGAGUGCGCACCUGCGUUUGUUUUCCGCCUCUUCCCGGCCGAAGUUGGACACCUGAAUGUCACCGUCACGGCCUGCAGAGGCGUGAACCCAUGACGACAGUCAGUCAAGGAUGCUGGGGUGCUUUCCUCGGUUCGUUCGGUGCAGAUGCAUGUACCUUCGAAUCUCCUCGGGUCGUAUCCCGUCAGACUCCGCAGCUGCUUCUUCCAAUCAGCUGCAAAAGCACACAGACACACACAGACAUCCGUGCCUCUCAUACCGCCCGCCCACCCAGCCACUCACUCACCAUCCUCCUCGUGUCCGUCGACGAUGAAGUCUGCCAGAUCGUCAUCGUCGUCAUACUCGUCCUCGUACCCGUACCCGCCCCUCCGCGACCCCUCACGGCCAUCACGCCCACAUCUGGAGUCGCGAUGAGGAGCAGCAGCAGGAGGGGGAGCACGUUGGCGAUCGCGCCCCAUCGGCCCACCACCAGCAGCACGACCUCCAUGAGCCGGCCCUGACGCCCGGUAGCGGUCGUCUCGCCUGGACUGUGCCGGGGCGUCCCUGGCGCUUGGCUGUGUAGAGGGCCGGCCAUGAGCCGGCGCGUUCUUGGAGACGGCCAACGGAGCAUCUUCUCGAGAGCGUUUGCCGAGCAUUGACGGCGGCCGAGAGGGGUGGGGGUCAGAGGGGCGACUGGCGGCAGAUGGUGCGGGGGCGGUCCUCCUGUGGCCGGUGUCAUUCUGGCGUGGGGCCUUUGGUGCAGAUGGGGGAGCCGGCAGGGGGGUGGCCAGGACCUUCUUGCGCUCUGCACGAAGCUGCUGAAGCUGUCCAACACACAUCCAACACACACGCACACAGAGAGAGAGAUGAGAAGCCGUGUGUCAGGCAUCGACCAGUGUGUUUGUGUCGGGUGGUGAUUGACUGACCUUUGCGCGCUUCUGUGUGUCGUUAGGUUCGUUGAGUAGGUCUUUGGUGAUGAGAUCCAUCUCCUUGUCGAUCUUGGCCACCUGUCCAUCGAUGCUCUUCUGGUGCUCCUUCUGACGCCUCUUCAGCUCCGCUGCCGGGUCCUGACCCACACACAGGCCACAGACACACGCAGAGACCGACGUCAGUCUAACUGCAUGUUUAUGAUGCCGUGCCUGUGCCCGUGCAUCAGCUCACCUCAGCCGUCUGACCCUUGUCCUUCUUCGACUUGCCACGCUUGCCGUCGCCAUCUUCUGCAGCAUACAGCAACGCGACACACACAUAGCAGGAACCCUUUCCAUCCAUCCAUCCGUCCACCCCCCCUCUCUCUCCCUCACCUGUGUCGUCUGGUUUGGCCCUCCGUAGGACGGGUAUGAUUUUGAAGGACUGAAGUUUCUGCUUGGGUUGCUCUGGCUCGAAGGACGGGAGGUUGACAGGGCCGCUCGAUGGGGCCACCUUGGCCUUGCCAAGACCAGCAAGCACCGCCAGCGACAU